GUCUGUGACUAUACAACAAGGAAAAUAAUUGAAAAGGGUGGUGGCACUUUCUUGUCGUUAUUUUAAUUUAUUUCUAAAGUUAUAAAUGUAAAUAACCUCGAGUUGUUCAUAAAAAUGAAGCUAGAACUAUUUAUAUUACUAUUUACUAUAUUAUAUAGGGUCGAGCUGGUAUCGUCAGAGUGUAAUAUACCAAUAGUUUUGAGAAAUUCAUGGUUUUCUUUUGAAAAUGGUCAACAAACAACGACUGAUAUCAAUGCUUACGAAAUGACUGGCAGGGGUUUAUGUGUGAAUAUCAAAGCUGAGUCUCAGUCAAACUAUACUAUAGUAUUUAAAUAUACAAAGUGCUACUAUUGUGUAAAGCUUGUUGUUCGUACUGUAAAUGUUCUGGAAAAGAUUGAAAGUCCCUGCGUAGAUUUAGAACCACAUGAAGAACCAACUGUGGAGCGUGUUUGCAAAAAUCUUAAUCCUGACCAGUAUUUCAUAACCUUGUUUGCUGAAAAUUUUGUUCCUGUUAAUUGUCGAUCUUCUUUAGAGGGAGUGUGGCAGUUUACAUAUCAAAACCGAUUUAGAUUCACAGGUGAAUGUAGCCACCCGGAAGCACAGAUAAAGUCUUGCCAGACAGCUGGAACCCAGUUCUUGAUAACAAAUCAAAAGUUUAAUAUCACCUAUAGAAAGUGCCCUGGAAUGUCAGGCACAUUUGAAGGAGUUGUUGAAUACAGUUGUUUGGGGCAUUGGUUUGUUAAUAAGAAUCAGUUCUUUGCUGUUGCCAACACUAAGGAGUCCCGUAAAGAUGAAAGAUACCGCUGCUUCUUGAGAAACAGAGAUGAUGAUUUGUUUAUUGGAGCAUCUAUUACACCCGAAUGUAGCAGUUUGAAAACAGUCGAGAAAUCUCCUGAAAGAUACAAGAUUACACCUGUUAAGGCUGAAGUAGUAGAACCUGGGUGUCGAUUGCCACAAAACUUCUCAGGCGAUUGGAUAAAUACGGCAAACAUUGACGCUGAUGUAUUUAUAAACGAAACGCACAUUAUUGAAACGUAUUAUCCCGAUGAAGGACGGUACAGACGAACUAUUUAUGUUUGCAGGGAACAACGUGAUAGUAGAGUGAUGAUGGCCCGUUUGACAGUUGACGGUUGUCAAAAGGAUUAUGUAUGCUUCGACUUUGUCCCGCAACAUCACAACGUUAUAAGAUAUCGUAAAGGAUUAGCCAUGACACAGAACAACUUCCACACCGUGUGCUCCUGGGUACAAUUCCAGAACAAACGAAAUUGGCGUUAUGAUAUCUUCCUGAAGAAAGACCCAACACCGAUAAGAUGUCCCGUUGCAGGGAAAUUUAAUUUCACCCAAAAAGGAGAUGUGAAGUUUGAAACUAGGAUACUCGGUGGUGUUACAUUAAGUCCCAGACCUAAUUUGUACUGUAAAAUCAAUAUAAGCGAUUUCUCUGUGUGCGAUGUCGAUCAGAAAACUGUGCAAAUAAAGGAAAAUUAUUGCCUUUCGGUGGAUCAUUUGGGUAGACCAGUCGAUAUAUACAGUGAUCCCGAUUAUAAGAUGAAGUGCAUUGGCUAUUGGAAGGAGAAUUUGAAGUCAUAUCUGAUAACGUAUGAUGAACUUGAUCCGUUUUCAAAGUAUAGAUGCUGGGUGUACCAAAGAGCUGAUCUUAACAGAGUACUUAUGUCUCAAGCACUCGGAGCUUACUGUGAUUUGAAACAGGAUGUGACGUCAUGGAACUAUACAGAGGGCGCUGCAGUAGCCGUUGAAAUGGAGGAAUAUGAAAGAGAGAGGGAUCAGUGCCCAAUGCAUUUUGAUGAUGGAAGCGAUCCCUGGUCGACAAAAGAGAGUUUUAUUAAAAUAUUCUCUUUCUCGUAUUCAUUUUGGAGAAGAAAUGCGGCUGCAACAUUACAUGCAGCUAACGUAAUUUUCAUUUUAAGUUUAAGUACAAUACUCAAGUGUCUUCUUACCUAAAGUUAAGCGUAAGUCACAAAUUUGUAUUACACUGCUUAGUAGUCGAUUUAAGUAUAAGUUAGAAAUAUCUAAAUGAUGAUAUAUGUGUAUAUUAAGUGUCAAUUACUAUAGUUUGCAAAGAUUUGUGUAAUUUUAAUAUGAAUCUCAUUCCUUCAGUGCCUUACAUUAUGUUAAAACUAGGUAAUAAUUUAGAUUAAUUCUCUCUGAUUGCAUUCCUAAUUCUGUUAUGAUAUGCUGACUGGUUUUAAGAAAGGCAAAGAAAAAUAUUGUGCGAUUGGGUUUUAGUAUAUAUUAUUUUGUACCUCUUUGUAACGUAAUCCGUCCAGUUACUUUUGUACCAUUUUUAUACAAUAAAGUUAUUAUUUUAGUAUUAACACAUGA
Pieris napi is the source of this 2340-nucleotide messenger RNA. RefSeq lists its product as uncharacterized. The record is from RefSeq and is a predicted model, not a curated record. Lineage: Eukaryota; Metazoa; Arthropoda; Insecta; Lepidoptera; Pieridae. The transcript has 9 exons. The coding region runs from base 115 to 1959 and encodes 614 amino acids.